AUGGCGAGUCCGGUCCCUAGAGACGUCCUCAAUCCUAUCGUAAUCGAGGACGAUAGCGAUACCCAGCAGCAGGAGGCCGUGCCGAGACCCUUCCAUGCCCCGGCCUACACGCAAGAUGAUGAUGGGCUCUCGGCUGGUGAUACAAUCCCUAACACACCGUGUGAUUCCUCGCAGAGGAUUUGCCAGAGCCCUGGCUCGGCUUGCAAAUACGUUGAUGAUGGGUCUUCGUGCGCAGUCCGCCAUGCUAUUGGCAGCCCAGAGAUUCCGGAGACAGCGUCGAUGGAUGGCGCCCAGAGCGACCGCGACCCCUCGGGUCUAGGUUCUAUGUUUCUGGUGCCACUUGGGGCCGAAAUCCUCGCAGAUCCCGUGGUUCAGUGUGUAGCCCACAAGCAACUACCUGACGGGGAUAUGGUUUUUCUUUGUGUAAAGCUGCAGUGGUACUCACAGUCAGAGUGGGAACAGUAG
Molecule: messenger RNA, 465 nt
Organism: Aspergillus affinis
Lineage: Eukaryota; Fungi; Ascomycota; Eurotiomycetes; Eurotiales; Aspergillaceae
Exons: 3
Coding region: 1-465 (154 amino acids)
Source: RefSeq, a predicted model, not a curated record